This is a messenger RNA of Formica exsecta, 1302 nucleotides long. RefSeq lists its product as uncharacterized. The record is from RefSeq and is a predicted model, not a curated record. Lineage: Eukaryota; Metazoa; Arthropoda; Insecta; Hymenoptera; Formicidae. The transcript is spliced from 2 exons. The coding region runs from base 29 to 838 and encodes 269 amino acids.
ACAUCGAAGAAAGGAAAAGGAUCCCGAUAUGCGACUGAUAGCAUCGAUAGGCGCGAUCGUUCUGUUGAUCGGAUCUUGCGCGGCCAAUCAAGACUUCUUAACGAACUCCUUAAAUGAGUGUAUAAAAGCGGAAUCAUGGAUGUCCUGUCUGAAGCAUCAAGUUUUGAGUUGUCUCGAUGACAAGUUGGGAACUACCACCGAAGCGAGAUCACUCGAAACCGUCGACGAGGCGAUUGUUGCCAGAAUCAUCAAGUAUAUGAAAAGUUUCGAUUAUGGGAUCGAUUUACCCUUCGUCGAUGCUAGUUUAAAAUAUAGACCUAGCAGAAGUUUAAUCGAUCUUGAUGUCGAAUUCAAGAAUAAUGACGUAGCCACCAAUCAAGCGCGAGGACUUUUGAAGAAAAAGCUUUUACUACCGUUCUUGUUAUUGCUGAAAUUGAAGUUGAAAGCUCUAAUGCCCAUUUUUGUCGCCAUUAUUGGAUUAAAGGCGUUAAAAGCUCUUGUUUUAUCGAAGCUCGCUCUUCUCGUCGUGAUCGGAUUUGUCGCUCUACAACUCUUUAAGAAAGGUGGCAUGAUGAUGCCGACAGGAAUGUCCAUAGAACCGGCAUCAACAUAUGGUGCUCCACCUAUGCCCUCGACGACGUCGAGCUAUGAACCCGCCAAUACGUGGGACGGCAACGGCCCGUAUUCCCGCGUUUGGACGCCGACUAAUGGUGUGGAAGCCCAAAAUCUUGCUUACAGUUAUUAUUCACCCGGCAGCGGCUCGAGCUCAUACAACUCGGUAGGCGCCUCUUCAUCGUCCUCGUCCUCGUCCUCAAGCAGUUCAACGAAUUAUAAUUAAAGUCGUUCUAAUACCCGACUUCGAUGACGCAUCGAUCGCCCGAUGUUGCCCUCGAAUGAAUUCUCGAUCACACGUCGGCAAAUAAGACACGACCAAAGAAAUGCCAAAUAAAUAAUUACAAAGUAGAUCGCGAUCGAUGUUGACAAAACAUCAAUUUUGUUAUUGAGAGUUCUGUAUUUAAAGACUGUCGACUCUGCAUCGGCUAUAAUCGUAGAAUUGUUUUGUUCUUAACAAAACCUGCUUUCAGCUCGAUAUCGAAUUGUUUUGUUGUUAACAAAACUUGUCUUCGGCUCGAUAUCGGAUUAAUUUGUCGAGGAAUUAGUUGCGCCAAUUAAAUUUUUGAUGAAGUUUAAGAAUCCAAAAUACAUAUCAACAUCCUCAAGUCUAUAGCUAAUAUUCAUAAUAUGCGUCUGUGGCGAAAAAAUUAAAUUAAAAUCUUUUACAGAAUUAUUCACGAAAUCAUU